Molecule: messenger RNA, 1260 nt
Organism: Carlito syrichta (Philippine tarsier)
Lineage: Eukaryota; Metazoa; Chordata; Mammalia; Primates; Tarsiidae
Product: signal peptide peptidase-like 2A
Exons: 11
Coding region: 2-1027 (341 amino acids)
Biological process (GO): membrane protein proteolysis
Cellular component (GO): lysosomal membrane; cytoplasmic side of endoplasmic reticulum membrane; lumenal side of endoplasmic reticulum membrane
Molecular function (GO): aspartic endopeptidase activity, intramembrane cleaving
Source: RefSeq, a predicted model, not a curated record
CAUGAAGGCAGUGACAACUGAAGAUAGAGAAAUGAGGAAAAAUAAGGAAGAAUAUUUAACUUUUAGUCCUCUUACAGUUGUAAUAUUUGUGAUCAUCUGCUGUGUUAUGAUGGUCUUGCUUUAUUUCUUCUACAAAUGGUUGGUUUAUGUCAUGAUAGCAAUUUUCUGCAUAGCAUCAGCAAUGAGUCUGUACAACUGUCUUGCUGCACUAAUUCGUAAGAUACCAUAUGGACAAUGCGUGAUUGUGUGUUGUGGCAAAAGCACUGAAGUGAGACUUAUUUUUCUCUCUGGACUAUGCAUAGCAAUAGCUAUUGUUUGGGCCAUUUUUCGAAAUGAAGAUAGGUGGGCUUGGAUUUUACAGGAUAUCUUGGGGAUUGCUUUCUGUCUGAAUUUAAUUAAAACACUGAAGUUACCCAACUUCAAGUCAUGUGUGAUACUUCUAGGCCUUCUCCUCCUCUAUGAUGUAUUUUUUGUUUUCAUAACACCAUUCAUCACAAAGAAUGGUGAAAGUAUCAUGGUUGAACUUGCAGCAGGACAUUUUGGAAAUAAUGAAAAGAAUGAUGGAAACUUGGUGGAAGCCACUGCUCAACCCUCAGCUCCCCAUGAGAAAUUGCCAGUAGUCAUCAGAGUACCAAAGCUGAUGUAUUUCUCAGUUAUGAGUGUAUGCCUCAUGCCUGUUUCAAUAUUGGGUUUUGGAGACAUUAUUGUACCAGGCCUGUUGAUAGCAUACUGUAGAAGAUUUGAUGUUCAAACCGGUUCUUCUUCUAUAUACUAUGUUUCCUCCACAAUUGCCUAUGCCAUUGGCAUGAUACUUACAUUUGUUGUUCUGGUGCUAAUGAAAAAGGGGCAGCCUGCUCUCCUCUAUUUAGUACCUUGCACACUUAUUACUGCCUCGGUUGUUGCUUGGAGACGUAAAGAAAUGAAAAGGUUUUGGAAAGGUAGCAGCUAUCAGAUGAUGGACCAUCUGGACUCUGCAACAAAUGAAGAAAACCCUGUGAUUGCUGGUGAACAGAUUGAUCAGCAAUGAUAUUAUGUGGACCUGCAAUAAUGUCAUUGAUUUUCUACAAAUAGAGUUUAACUUUUUAAAUCAAAUUUUGAAUUGACAAUCUGAAAGAAUCUUAAAUAAUAGCUUGCAAAUAUAUAUUUUUAUGAGUUGGUACUGACAAUUAUGUCAUAAAUAAUUAAAUUGCAUUUGCUUUUAAUUAUGUUAAAGGUGUGCCUUCACAUUAAAUAAAAGCAUAUGGUCUGUAGUUUCCAAGA